Molecule: messenger RNA, 1520 nt
Organism: Tricharina praecox
Lineage: Eukaryota; Fungi; Ascomycota; Pezizomycetes; Pezizales; Pyronemataceae
Product: phosphatidylinositol:UDP-GlcNAc transferase PIG-C
Exons: 3
Coding region: 155-1435 (426 amino acids)
Biological process (GO): GPI anchor biosynthetic process
Cellular component (GO): membrane; glycosylphosphatidylinositol-N-acetylglucosaminyltransferase (GPI-GnT) complex
Source: RefSeq, a predicted model, not a curated record
AACCAUUCUCGUCUAGUGCCUUGGCGUCCGAGGAUCCGACGUGUCGGAGUAUAUACUCGACGUGCUUGACGUGCUCGAGUAACCGAUGCCUCCCUGAAGUCUACGGAAACCUUCGACUCGCGACCUCCUGCCCGCCCCACCGGCCACUGCCACGAUGCCCGAACUCUUUAUGCCCACACCCGUCGCACCCCCGCAACACCCACCACGGAGUUCCCUGACGCAAUCACAAUUACCCCUACCGCAACCCGUACCGAUCAUCACCACCGCCGCGAAUGGCAUCACAACGACCCGGCGCAUGUCCACCUCCGAACCCCGAAAAAAGCGGCACGGAUCGAGCUCACAUCAACCCCGUCGGCGGGCGGCAUGGAAAAAGCUUCUAUGGGUGAAGCAAGAUUAUCCCGACAACUGGGUUGACCCAACCUUCCUCAAGGACUUGCAGCGGAACAUCAACGUGCACCCGUACGACUUCUACUCGCUGGUGGCCGAGAGUACCGUAGUCGUGCAGCACCUCGCGAGCGCCGUCAUCUUCGUGACGAGUUUCGUGGCCAUCUACAUUGAGAUUGUUUCCCCUGUUUCCGUUGUCGCCGUCUCGACGGUCCUCACGAUUGCGGGAUGGGCGGUGUGGGAUCGUGCGGUUACUUCUCGGGACGAUCUCGCUGCUGGAGGGGGAGGGGGCGGUGGAGGAGGAUCGGCGACAGCAUUAAACCAUAAAGGCCUAGGACUAGAUUUCUCGAGCGAGCAGCGGUCGUCCUUCAACAGCGGCAGCUACUUUCCGCCAUUCGACUCCGCUGUGUACCCAAGCUCCUCACCGACCACCCCGCGUCCGCCUACUCCUCCUCCGCCGCCGGCCUACCAGCCCGCCAACACCUCCCUGCGCAAAUCGCGCAUAAUCAGCACCUUCAAAUCCGCGCUCCUAAUCUACUUCACUUUGCUCGGUCUCUCGCCCAUCCUGCGCUCGCUAACCAAAGGCGUAACAUCGGACAGCAUCUGGGCGAUCGCGACGUGGCUAUUCAUGGCAAACUUCCUCAGCUUCGACUAUAGCAGCAGUGUGGAGCGGAACUUUCCCGCGUCGUUCUCGACGAACGCGGCCAUCACCAGCAGCGUCGUGCUCGCGUCGCGUUUGACGGACACCAGCCACGUGUUCUCGCUCAUGCUCUUCAGCAUCCAGGUUUUCGGCCUGUUUCCGGUCUUUAGGCGCACCCUGAAACAUAUCAGCUGGAACUGGCAUGUGGCCCUGACGGUGGUCUUGGUGUUGGGCGCCGCUGCGGGCCUGUGGUUUGUGGCGGGCUGGGGGUGGGCCCUGGCUUGGGUCCUCGGUGUCAUUGCCGGCAUGGGAGGUUGUGGCUGGUGGAUGAUUGAUCUGCAGAAGUAUAAGAACGAAAUUCAUGGACCAUGGGAUCCUGCAAGACCGGUCAUUCGUAGACAGUGGGCAUAGAAUACCCAGGCAUAGCAUAGACGGGGGUGUUAAUGAUAUCAUACUGUUAUAAGAAAACAUAAUACCACCGAUGACAAGAUGUGUG